GAAAUAUCAUUAUUUCGAUGCGAAAGACGUUUUCACUAUAUGAAAGAGAAAGGAAUCGAAGAUCAUAGAAUAGGUCGAGAAUUCGAAGAGAAAGUUGUCAGACAGGAACACACAAAAUGGCUGAUCAGCAAUUCAGAGCUCUAUCGUCGUGUUUGAUGAUUGGGUUCCUCGUGGUUGUAGUAACAGCAGGCAACACUGAUACGAAUGAAUUUGUUUGCCAAGCUGCAGCAGACGUGGCUUUUCUGGUGGAUUCAUCCGGAAGCAUUGGCUGGCAGAACUGGGUCAGGAUGUUGCAGUUCUUGAAAGACAUGGUAAAAGUUUUCAACGUCGGCCCUUAUAAAACACACAUUGCUAUUGUAACCUUCAGCACCACCGCUGUCCUUGAGUUUAGAUUCGACAGACUUAAAGGAUCGCAAGUUACAGAGGCUGGAUACUACAGUCUUAUCGACAAAAUCCGAUUUCAGAGAGGCGCCACGUUUAUUGACAAAGCUCUGAUUCUUGCCGACCAACAGGUAUUUAUAAGAAGAGCUGGAAUGAGACCAGAGCUCCCUCAGGUAAGGCCGACGCAGUAUCGGCUACUUAGCUAGGCUAGUUAAUUUGCCGGUUAUUUUGCUAUUCCCCUUUAGUUGUGUAAAUUUUAAAGAUAAGCUUUCGGCGUAGUUACCGUACAAUUAGGGUAAGGGUAAGGAGGGUUUGGCAGAGUAUUUACAAGGAAUACUCUCUAAAGCUAUUUUAAGAUCUCUGUUACACAGUCGUCCAGUUAACAAAUUGACGUCAG
Orbicella faveolata is the source of this 778-nucleotide messenger RNA. RefSeq lists its product as uncharacterized. The record is from RefSeq and is a predicted model, not a curated record. Gene Ontology annotation, molecular function: protein binding. Lineage: Eukaryota; Metazoa; Cnidaria; Anthozoa; Scleractinia; Merulinidae.